GGCCGGUGCCGAGGUCGGAUGGUAUGACUGGUCUUAUCCUAGCGGACAUGCAACCUAGGUUAAAUCCGGUUGCGGGGAUGGGCAGCAUCAUCUUCGUUACUCCGAAUAAUCAAACCACGCACUCUACCGAUAACAACGUUGGCUGGUACCCGCCUACUUGGAGCGAGAGAAUAUGGCCGAGACACCCACGCCCUUAUCCCCCCACCCGCCAGUCCCGGCUCCGGAGCACCCAGACGAAGACGACGAGGCGCCGCCGUACCGGUACGUCGACGCCGCAGCGCUGCACACCUUCGUCGCGGCUGUGCUCCGCGGCAACGGCACGCCGGCGGCCAGCGCGGACCUCGUCGCGCAGUGCCUCGUGGCGGCGGACCUGCGGGGCGUCGACAGCCACGGGGCGAACCGGCUGCCGUCGUACGUGGCGCGGGUGCGGGCGGGCGUGCUGGACGCGGCGGCGACGCCGGAGGUGACCAAGGUGGCGGGCGCGGUCGCGCUGGUCGACGGGCGCAACGGGUUCGGGGCGGUGGCGGCCGCGGCCGGGAUCGACGCGGCGUGCGAGAUGGCGCGCGAGCUGGGCGUCGGGCUGGCUGGCGUGCGCCGCUCGAACCACUUCGGCAUGAGCGCGUGGACGGUGCAGCGCGCGGUCGACGCCGGGUUCGCGGCCCUCGUCUUCACCAACUCGAGCCCCGCCCUGCCCCCGUACGGCGGCCGCGCCCGCCUCCUCGGCGUCUCGCCCAUCGCCUGCGGCGCCCCCGGCGGCGCCGCCGACCGCCCCUUCGUCCUCGACAUGGCCCCCUCCGUCGCCGCCCGCGGCAAGAUCCACAAGGCCAAGCGCCGCGGCGAGAAGAUCCCCCUCGACUGGGCCCUCGACGCCGACGGCCGCCCCACCGACGACCCGGCUGCCGCGCUCGACGGCGUCAUGCUCCCCAUGGGCGGCCCCAAGGGCUCCGGCCUCGCCAUCAUGAUGGACGUGUUUUCGGGAGUCUUGACGGGGUCCGCCUUCGGGGGCGACGUGACGGGGCCGUACGACGCGAGCCGGCCGUCGGACGUGGGGCACUUCCUGGUGGCGCUGAAGCCGGACCUGUUCGUGAGCGGGGCCGAGUUCCGCGCGCGGAUGGCGGCGCUGCACGCGCGCGUCGUCGGCGCCGAGCGCGCCCCCGGCGUCGACCGCAUCUACUUCCCCGGCGAGAUCGAGCAGCUGACCCGCGACGCCCGCGCCCGCGCCGGCAUCCCCCUCGCCCCCGCCGAGGUCGACGCCCUCAACGACGAGGCCCGCCGCGUCGGCUGCCCGCUCCUCGUCCUCAACGGCUGAAAGCGUAUCAGACGGGGGGCGGGGGAGAAGCCGCGGGCCGGGGGCGCCGGAGCCCGCCUUUGUAGCUACAAGGCGAUAAU
Molecule: messenger RNA, 1389 nt
Organism: Durotheca rogersii
Lineage: Eukaryota; Fungi; Ascomycota; Sordariomycetes; Xylariales; Xylariaceae
Product: malate dehydrogenase
Exons: 2
Coding region: 173-1309 (378 amino acids)
Molecular function (GO): oxidoreductase activity
Source: RefSeq, a predicted model, not a curated record